Molecule: messenger RNA, 1325 nt
Organism: Microdochium trichocladiopsis
Lineage: Eukaryota; Fungi; Ascomycota; Sordariomycetes; Xylariales; Microdochiaceae
Product: alpha-L-arabinofuranosidase B
Exons: 1
Coding region: 1-1014 (337 amino acids)
Biological process (GO): arabinose metabolic process; pectin catabolic process; arabinan metabolic process
Molecular function (GO): alpha-L-arabinofuranosidase activity
Source: RefSeq, a predicted model, not a curated record
AUGCCGUCCUUUUUCAGCCAACUGACUGCCGGCAUCGUUGCCACGGCCGCGGUUGCAAGUGCUUCUACCUGCGACAUCUACGCCUCAGGCGGAACACCCUGCGUAGCCGCCCACUCCACUACGCGCGCCCUCUUCUCAUCCUACAAUGGUAACCUCUACCAAGUGAAGCGCUCCAGCGAUGGCAAAACUGCCAACAUCGGCCCUAAGUCCGCAGGUGGCGUCGCCAACGGCGCCGCGCAGGACUCCUUCUGCAGCGGCACGACCUGCCUCAUCACUAUCAUCUACGACCAAACCAGCAACGCCAACCACCUCACCCAAGCCCCCCCUGGGGGCGCAGGCGCGGGACCUGGUGCGGGAGGCUACGACAACCUCUCCAAUGCCGCGCAGGCGCCUACUACCCUCGGUGGACAAAAGGCGUACGGCGUGUACAUUGCGCCUGGAGGCGGAUACCGCAACAACAACGCCAAGGGCACGGCAAAGGGGGAUGCCGCCCAGGGCUUGUACGCGGUUCUGGACGGAACUCAUUACAAUGGGGGGUGCUGCUUCGACUAUGGCAACGCUGAGACGAGCAGUGACGACACCGGUGCGGGUCACAUGGAAGCAAUCUACUUCGGCAACAUCCGUGUCUGGGGCUCCGGAAGCGGCACUGGUCCCUGGAUCAUGGCCGAUCUGGAGAACGGCCUGUUCUCGGGGUACAACCCCAAGCAGAACGCCGCGGACCCGACCAUCAACUAUCGCUACGUGACUGCUAUGCUCAAGGGCGGAGCAAACAAGUGGGCCAUCAAGGGUGGCAACGCCGCCGGUGGUGCUGUGAGUCAAUUCUACAGUGGCCAGCGACCUGCUGGGUACAACCCGAUGAAGAAGGAGGGCGCCAUUAUCCUCGGCAUCGGCGGCGAUAACUCGCAUGGUGCUCAGGGUACCUUCUAUGAGGGUGUCAUGACGAGCGGAUACCCGAGCGAUGCUACCGAGAGUGCUGUGCAGGCUAACAUCGUUGCGGCAAAGUACGGUGCUUGAGCAUACUGGGCUUCGUGGAGUCAGUGCGGCUCGGUACUUUGAAGGACUGGAUUAGUGCCUUUGGCAGUGUUGAAUGUUUGGACACGGCCAGAUUCGUUGCUUGCGUGUGGGCCGACGCCCUAGCCAGGUCAUCAUGUGGCCUAGACUUCGUCCUGUACCAUUCUUUCGGGAUUUCUUACAACUAUAGCAGAAGGUCAAUUGAGUAACUUAGGGCCUGCCAGGCCGCUUACCAUUUUAGGAUUUCAGUGGUAUUCAGAUUUGUCUGCAACUCCCACAGUCGAGCAUAUAGCGAAAUCACUGGUCUUAUGCGG